AUGACAUUCAUCGAUCCACCCGAAGAAGAACUGCAACUCACCAGCGAGGAAGACCCCAGGAAAUGGCCAACCUGGAAACGGAUCUGGAUUUCUGUCGGGCCCCUUCUCGGAGUGUUCAGCUUAACCUCAGGCAAUUCCAUCUACGUUGCUGCCGUUCCCCUAGUGAACGCCGAGUUCCAAGUGGGCUCGACCUUGGGCAUGCUCCCCAUUACCCUCUAUACACUCGGGUUAGCAUUGGGCCCCAUAAUUUCAUCAUCAACAUCCGAGGUGUAUGGUCGUCGUCCAGUUUAUGUUCUUUCCCUGUUGGGAGCUAUGGCUUUCAAUGCUGUGGGUGGCUCGGCUUCGAACUUCCGUACACUCGCAGUGGCUAGGCUGCUGGCAGGGAUUACAGGAGGACCGAUGAUACCUGUCGUAGCAGGAACGUUGAACGAUUUGUGGGACACACCAUCCGAGCAGAUCGGAACUCGAUUGAUGGGCCUCUUCGCAUGCUCGAUAGCCUGGGGCAGUGAAAUCGGACCAGUGAUGGGCCAGCCCAUCAUUGAGGUUUCCGGGAAUUGGCGAUGGACAUUCUGGUUGUCAAUAAUUCUUCUGGGGGUUUCAUGUGUCGUGUGGCUGAACCCAGAGACCUUCGGUCCAGAGCUGUUACGCCAAAAGUGCAGAAGAUUGGGGAAACCACCGCCUCCGCGCGGUUCUCUGAAGGACAACUUAAAGAUUGCUCUGGGACGUCCAUUACAUAUGAUGAUCGUGGAACCGGUCAUUGUUCCAACUUCCUUCAUCUCCGCUAUUAGUCUCAGCAUUGUCUUCUUCUUUUACGUCGCAUACCCCUUCAUUUUUGAAUCGAUCUACUCCUUUACACCUCAUCAAGUCGCAUUGUCGUUCCUGUCUCUGCUUAUCGGAAGCGCUCUUGGUCUGGUCAUCAUGAUUUUCAUCAAUAAAAGGCUCCACAAAAAAGCGGAAAUGUUAGCAAGAACCCGGAGGCUUACCAUGAAGCCGGAGGAACAUCUCUACCAUACAAUGUUGGGGGGGAUUUUACUGCCAUUGUCACUUUUCUGGUUUGUCUCGUCCUAA
This is a messenger RNA of Penicillium subrubescens, 1068 nucleotides long. Its product is annotated as MFS general substrate transporter. NCBI's taxonomy places the organism in Eukaryota, Fungi, Ascomycota, Eurotiomycetes, Eurotiales, Aspergillaceae. The record is from RefSeq and is a predicted model, not a curated record. Gene Ontology annotation, molecular function: spermine transmembrane transporter activity; spermidine transmembrane transporter activity. The transcript has 2 exons. Gene Ontology annotation, biological process: spermidine transport; spermine transport; transmembrane transport. Bases 1 to 1068 code for a protein of 355 amino acids.